Ipomoea nil (Japanese morning glory) is the source of this 1003-nucleotide messenger RNA. Its product is annotated as endochitinase EP3-like. Gene Ontology annotation, biological process: carbohydrate metabolic process; chitin catabolic process; cell wall macromolecule catabolic process. The coding region runs from base 34 to 852 and encodes 272 amino acids. The transcript is spliced from 2 exons. Lineage: Eukaryota; Viridiplantae; Streptophyta; Magnoliopsida; Solanales; Convolvulaceae. The record is from RefSeq and is a predicted model, not a curated record. Gene Ontology annotation, molecular function: chitinase activity; chitin binding.
CACACAUUCAUCAUCACAAACAAACACUUUCGAAUGUUAAAAAUGGUGAAUUUUUGUUCAGUUUUGCUAUGCUUUGCCCUUAUUGCAUUCUCCCUAGGGUUGAGUUCGGCCCAAAACUGUGGCUGUGCUGAGGGGCUGUGUUGCAGCAAGUGGGGGUUUUGCGGCACCGGUGACGACUACUGCGGCCAAGGCUGCCAGCAAGGGCCGUGCAACACCGCCGCUAGCAACGGUGGCUCCGUGUCCGACAUCGUCUCCGAUGCGUUUUUCAACGGCAUCGCCGAUCAGGCGGAUUCCAGCUGCGAAGGGAAGGGGUUCUACACGCGUGCCUCGUUUCUUGAAGCCGUCAAGUCCUACCCGCAGUUCGGAACCGUCGGGUCUGUCGAUGACUCUAAACGAGAAAUAGCUGCGUUUUUCGCCCACGUUACUCAUGAAACUGGACAUACUUGCUACAUAAACGAGAUCAACGGCGCCUCCGGAGAUUAUUGCGACGAAACCAAUACACAGUACCCUUGCGCAACAGGGAAGAUGUACUACGGUCGUGGACCCAUCCAACUAUCCUGGAACUUCAACUAUGGACCGGCCGGCCAAAGCAUUGGUUUCGACGGCCUAAACAACCCGGACAUUGUCGCCACUGACCCAGUUAUUUCGUUCAAGACCGGCCUGUGGUAUUGGAUGAACAAUUGCCAUUCUCUCAUCACCUCCGGUCAGGGUUUCGGUGCCACCAUUCGCGCGAUCAACGGCCAGCUUGAGUGCGAUGGUGCCAAUUCGGAGACGGUUAGCAAGAGGGUUGAGUAUUACACCGAGUACUGCCAGCAACUUGGUGUUGAUACUGGGGAUAACCUCAGAUGCUAAGAUAUAUAGGACAAUAAAAUGUAAUAAAUGCUAGAUUGUUGAAUAUCUAGUCUAGACUAGACAAUAAUGUCCUUAGUUAUACAAUUGUUUGUUUAUAUAUUCACAUAAUUAUGUAAUUUAUAUGAAUCUUUAAUGAUUCAUUAUUUACAUA